AUGCCUUCUUUUGUAUUCUCCCUUUUUCUCGUCUUCGUUAGUCAUAUUUAUGCGGGUAUGUCUUCAGAUAAAAUUGAGUUGUUUCUAAGUAGCUGUAAAAUUAUAGACAACUGCAUAGACAAGUUCUGUCCGCCCGGAACUUUCUGCGAUGAACGUCCCGGACCGUGCGUGAAGCCCCCGUGCCGCACUAUUCUCGCAUGUCUCCCGGUCGAAGCCAACGGUUCGAUAAUACUCAAUUUAAGUCCUAACUUUACUGUUCAGGAUGUGCCCGAAUGGAGUGCAAGAGUCCGCAAGUUUGCGUGGAGCGAGUCCGUCCGUGCAUCGGAAGAGCCUGCAAGGAGAUUGCCACGUGUGAGACGCCGAACACGUGCGCCGCAGUCGUCUGCCCACCGUCUCAGAAGUGUAAACUUGAGAACGGAAAGCCGACGUGCAAAAAGCACAUCCCACCGACGCGCGGGAUUAUCGGAAAGGCGGUGCUUGACGAGAAACAGUUCAAGAAUGAUGAGUAA
Messenger RNA from Caenorhabditis sp. 36 PRJEB53466, 509 nucleotides. The record is from the annotation of a GenBank genome assembly. Lineage: Eukaryota; Metazoa; Nematoda; Chromadorea; Rhabditida; Rhabditidae.